Molecule: messenger RNA, 1745 nt
Organism: Daktulosphaira vitifoliae (grape phylloxera)
Lineage: Eukaryota; Metazoa; Arthropoda; Insecta; Hemiptera; Phylloxeridae
Exons: 10
Coding region: 68-1345 (425 amino acids)
Source: RefSeq, a predicted model, not a curated record
AAUAUAUUGUAAAUACUUUAUUCAAUGUUCGAAUGCAUAGUUUUUAAAAAAGGAAUAAUACUUUAAAAUGAAUUUUGAUUCAAUUAUAAUAUUUCUAAUUUUUGCAACUUAUGGAUCAUUCUGUAAAAAUUUUUCAAAUGAUGUUGUGGAGUGUCCUUUCUGUAGUAUUAAGAAAUCUAGCGCUUAUCUUAUGGUUUCACAUAUCAACAAUGAACAUGUAGAAAAUACAAUUACCAUAUGUCCUGAAUGUCGCAAAGAUUUUCAAAAUGGAAGUGUACUCGAAGUACAUUUUUAUCUAAAUCAUAUAAAUAAAAUUGAAUAUGAUCUACUACUUGCAACUGAGCUACAGCUACAAUUUGAUGAUGAAGAACGGUUACAACAGGAGGAAAAUUUUAAUCGUAUGUCACAACUACCUACAAUAGAGAGUAAUAUAAAUCAUUUUGAAUCUGAUCUAUUAUAUGCACAGGAAUUACAGAAACAGUUACAAGAAGAGGAAGUACAGUUACAACAAACGGAAAAUUUCAGUGAGAAUAACUUGGAAGCACCUACAGUAGAAAAUAUAUCUGAACACAUUCGUCGUUUAAGUGAGAUUUCUCCUGGAAUUCGUGCUGUCUAUUUAGCAUCUUCAAUGGAUAACUAUAUGACUGCAUACAAUGAUUUUUUUUAUGGUUGUAGUUUAAGAUGUAUGCAGAUGUGGUUAUCUAGUUUAAUGCUAAAUGAGGAUUAUAAAAAACAUUUGUCUAGCAUGUUUGAUGAAUUGUAUAAUAUGUCGAUUUCGCGUUAUAGAAUGCCAACGGUGAAAAUGCUAGAAUAUCAUAUAGAAGAAUGUUGGAAUAAGGGUAUUCACACAUGGCGUAAAAAAGAAUUGUAUGCUAAAAGUAAUUAUCCCACUCAGUAUGGUUAUAAUGUUCGUGAAAUGGAUACAAUGCUUGUGGGAUUACGAAUUAAGGGAAUGUAUAGAACGUUCGACCAAAAUAUAAACCCGGAUCACUUUCAAAAUACGUUAAUUUGGUUAUAUAAUUAUUUUAGAAAUGAAACUAAUGAAAAAUAUGUGUCGCCAGUCAUACUACAUUAUCCAGAUCACGCAGUUAUAGUAGUUGGUGUAGAAAUUAGAAUAACAGAUAAUAGCAUAAUACCGUUAGUGUUGUGUCCUAGUAUGAAUUAUUCCAAUAUAAAAACUCAACAUGGAAUGAACACUUUAAAUAUCAUGCGAUCACCUUCAUUUAUAUUCAAUCACGAUAAUUAUACCGUACUUAUAAUCACAGGAAUUAUACAUGAUGAUUCAGAAUAUAAAACGAUGAUUAAAACCAGACUUAGUAAGUCAGGACGUUAUAUAAUAACUUAACUAAAUAAUAUAGACUGUAAACAAAUAAAAAUAAAUAAAUAAAAAAUUAAAUCAUCAUAGAUUUUAGUGCAAUUUGUUAUUGUUUUUAAAUAAAUGUUUUGAGAAAUUAAUGUUUUACACUUUUAUAUUCCAUUAUUGUAUUAAUAGUCGCGUAUGCUGUGUAUAAAUAUUCCACAGUUUGUUUUUUUAAAUGAAUAGUAGAAUUAUCGUCGUAAAUACCAAUAUAAGAUAGAAUAAGCUUAUUGUAUAAGCAAAACAAAAAACUGUAACUUCAAGUGAAAUUAAAAAUCACUUUUUGUAACUGAUUUUAAAUAUAACGCUUUAAAGAUUGGUAUGAUGUGAAAUAUCUUCAAAAGCAUGUAUCACAUAAAUAUGUUUUUUUUAAAUAUAAUAAAUGUAU